AGACGAGCCGCCUCGACUCGUUUCAAGAACUCUCGUCUGCCGUCUCCUUCCUCCGGCCAUGACCCAGGGUUUGGACGUAGACCUUUUUCGAGUUGGGUACCGUCUGCAGUGAAAGCCAGCCUCUCUUCACGUCUUCCCCAAGCCGCCCCAGUGAAAUCUUGGAGGAGCUUCAAGUAUCUCAAGUAUUUUCUCACGCUCUCAUGUCCAGAGUUUGCUGCUAAAAAUACCGACGGACGCAGACGCAGAGCGCCGGUCUUUUGCCGGGCGUCACCGGCCGCUGGUAUGGGAAUCCAGCCGACGUGAACAUCAUCGGCAGAGAGCUCAGAUCAAGAUAAACAGUGGAGGAUCAUGGCGGAGGGGCGUUUUUCCAGCCUGCCUCGGAGGAGGCUCCAGGCCUCCCUGGUCACCUCCAUGGACCUCCUCAGCUCCAGACCUGGCCUCCCUCCGGGACGGGGCGGCGGCCGCUCGGAGCCCGGCCCCCUCCACGGGACCCUGCCUCGGCAGAAGAGGGGAGGGGCCGGCGUCCCGCCGGGAAGCUCCGCCCGGGACGGGGACUCCGCGGGGGUCCAGUCCCCGACCGCCUCGGCGCUCCCGAAGCCUGCAGACGACUUCCACAGCGACAGAGAGCCGGCCGCCGGCCUCGAUGCCACGCUGGACUACGUCAGGUUCUCCAGGGACCAGUUCAUCCUGGACUGUCCCUCAGAGACGCUCCGCCGGGAGCUGGAGGAGGAGCUGAAGAUGAACUCUGAGGAGCCCAGGAGCCACGCGUGGUACCACGGGCAAAUUCCCAGACAGGUUGCGGAGAAGUUGGUGCAGCGGGAUGGAGACUUCCUGGUCCGGGACUCGCUGUCCAGUCCAGGAAACUACGUCCUGACGUGCCAGUGGAGGAACGCCUGCCAGCACUUCAAGAUCAACAAGAUGGUGGUGCUGCUGAACGAGGCAUACUCCAGGGUGGAGUACCGGCUGGAGCAGGAGGCCUUCCACAGCGUGCCGGCGCUCGUCAGAUACUACGUGGGGAACAGGAAACCGGUAUCCCAGCCGGCGGGAGCCGUCAUCUUCCAGCCCGUCAACCGGACGCUGCCGCUGCGCCGCCUGGAGGAGGAGCACAGCGAGAGGCGGAGCCACAAGCGCCUCAGCCUCAACAUUGCAGACGGACGCAAUGCCGUGCACGAUGGCGCCCUCUGCCAGGACGACGGCCCGGCACGAAACGGCCAGCUCAGGCUGAAAAACCGCUGCGGCAGCCAGCCGGCCAGUCUCAACCAGGUCCCAGAGCGGCGGCGGCCCCUCAAGGCCCAUCAGUCGGAAAGCUUCCUGCCACUCGGCUACAGAGCCGAGCCCCGGCCGUCUCCUGACCAGCUCCUGCCGGCCUCUGGCCACAAGUCUCCGGUGUUCCGGACCGGCAGCGAGCCUGUGCUGAGCCCCUCGGCGUCCCGGAGGUUGGCCGAGCCCCUCGCGGGUUCAGGCCAGGCCAUCCGAGGCUCCGACAGCCAGCUGUGCCCAAAACCACCGCCCAAACCCAGCAAGGUGCCCCUGGCUCGCCCUGCCGCCCCACCUCUGGACUCCUCGCCCGGGAUUGGUCCCAGUUCCUCCUGGAGGAGCGCAGGCGAUCAUUCCUCCUCUGCGCCUCCUCCCCCCGAAGGCGUCCGGCCUGCGGAUCCUGAGGAGACCCCCCCGGAGUGGGAGCCCCACCCCGCCCCGAAGGACCCCCACCCCGAAGACCAGCUCUGCAGCUACGUGGAGCGGCUGAGGAGGGAGGGCGGAGGGGGGCGGGGCCUGGACAGGACCUCCUACCAUCACGCCAUCGCAGCCCUGGAGGACUCCAGCGAGGAGGAGGAGGAGGAGGAAGAGGAGGAGGAGGAAGGGGGUGGGCAGGGCCGGUUCCAGCGACCCGUAGAGGAGACGGAGUCCGGUUUCAGGCCAGCCCGGUUCUUGUCCCGCCUCCUGCCUCCGGAGAACAAGCCGCUGGAGACGUCGGUGCUGAAGAGGGCGAAGGAGCUGCUGCUGAGCCACGACCACCGCAGCAUCGCCCGGCACCUUCUGCAGGCUGACUGCCAGGUGGCGCGCAUCCUCGGGGUGACAGCGGAGGCCCGGCGCCAGAUGGGCGUGUCCAGCGGUCUGGAGCUGGUGACGCUGCCUCACGGCCGCCGGCUGCGGCUGGACCUGAUGGAGAGGCACCACACCAUGGCGGUGGGCGUGGCCGUGGACAUCCUGGGCUGCACGGGCAGCGUGGAGGAGCGGGCGUCCACCCUGAACCGCGUCAUCCUGGUGGCGACGGAGCUGAAGGACUCGGUGGGGGACCUGUUCGCCUUCGCCGCUCUGAUGAAGGCUCUGGACCUGCAGCAGAUCAGCCGUCUGGAGGAAACCUGGACGACUCUGCGCAGGAACUUCACCCAGACCGCCAUCACCUACCAGAAGGUCCUCAAGCCGUUCUACAAGAACCUGUACGAAGGAACCGCCUCGCCUCCCGCGGCGGUCUGCGUCCCCCUGCUGAUGCCCCUCCUCGCUCUGAUGGAGCGUCCGUCGGUGGCGCCCGAGGGGGCGGAGCUCUGGGAGACUAGCGACCAGGGCUGCGACAUCAUGCUGCGCCACUUGGAGGCCGCCCGGGGCGUCGCCCGCCACGCCCAGGCCUACGCGGCUCGCGCUCAGGAGGCCCUGCAAGGGUUCCAGUGCGACGACGACCUCCUGGAAGUCUUCAGGACGGAAUUCCAGAUGCGUCUGCUGUGGGGAAGCCGCGGCGCCGCCGUCAACCAGGCCGACCGCCACGACAAGUUCAACCUCAUCCUCACGGCGCUGUCGCGGAAACUGGAGCCGCCACCGCCGCCCACGACGCACACCCUGAUCUGAUCCAGUUAGCAGGGCGUCAUGUAAACACUCCAAUCUGAUUAGAGGAACGAUCGGAGGGGGCGGGGCCCUGCCGCCGAUCCCAUCAGGGUCCAUUUCAACCACGCCGGGUUCCCGCUGGGUGGGGCCGCCAGCGUCACAGCGCAAAGCACGACGGGGACGGAUCCCUCCGCUCCCUCCCGAUCCGAAGCAGAAAGACGGUGAACCUGAUCAGAUUCAGAGCAGCUCAGGUCGGAGGUCAGAGGUCAGGAGAUGGUUCACUUAUUUAAAAUUCCAAAACACUCAUGACUAGAGAAGCCACUUUUUCCCUUUACAACUGUUGUUCCCUGAAAAACUAGUAACUACAAAAGCCUGUUAAUAAUGACCUGUAAAUAUUUCCUGUAAAGAAAUAAAAGAUGUGGAUGAAUUUUAACGUUUAUAUUCCGGACUCACUGCGGUAAAAUUUAAUAAAUGACUCCAUGGAAGAACGUGGA
Molecule: messenger RNA, 3314 nt
Organism: Salarias fasciatus (jewelled blenny)
Lineage: Eukaryota; Metazoa; Chordata; Actinopteri; Blenniiformes; Blenniidae
Product: breast cancer anti-estrogen resistance protein 3-like
Biological process (GO): positive regulation of peptidyl-serine phosphorylation; small GTPase-mediated signal transduction
Molecular function (GO): guanyl-nucleotide exchange factor activity; phosphotyrosine residue binding
Source: RefSeq, a predicted model, not a curated record